GAGUCAGAGCAGGAUGUGCAGAAAGCCUUAGAAAAGCACCAGAUGUACAUGGGCCAGCGGUAUGUGGAAGUCUAUGAGAUAAAUAAUGAAGAUGUAGAUGCCUUAAUUGGGAUGGAGUCAGAGCAGGAUGUGCAGAAAGCCUUAGAAAAGCACCAGAUGUACAUGGGCCAGCGGUAUGUGGAAGUCUAUGAGAUAAAUAAUGAAGAUGUAGAUGCCUUAAUGAAGAACCUGCAGGUCAAAUCAUCACCUGCAGUAAAUGACGGUGUGGUUCGUUUGAGAGGACUUCCUUACAGUUGCAAUGAGAAAGACAUUGUAGACUUCUUUGCAGGACUGAAUAUAGUAGACAUUACCUUCGUGAUGGACUAUAGAGGGAGAAGAAAAACGGGGGAAGCCUAUGUGCAGUUUGAAGAACCAGAAAUGGCCACCCGAGCUCUUCUGAAACACAGGGAAGAAGUGGGAAACCGAUACAUAGAAAUUUUUCCAAGCAGAAGGAAUGAAAUUCGAACACAUGUUGGCUCUCAUAAGGGAAAGAAAAUGGCAUCUUCUCCUACUACUAAGUACAUAACUGAGCCAGAAAUGGUAUUUGAAGAACAUGAAGUACAUGAGGAUAUUCGACCUAUGACAGCUUUUGAAAGUGAGAAGGAGAUGGAAUUGCCUAAAGAGAUGUCAGAAAAGCUUCCAGAGGCUGUGGAUUUUGGAACUACGCCUUCAGUGCAUUUUGUCCACAUGAGAGGAUUGCCUUUCCAAGCCAAUGCCCAGGACAUUAUAAAUUUUUUCGCUCUGCUGAAGCCUGUGAGGAUCACCAUGGAAUACAGCUCUAGUGGGAAGGCCACCGGAGAAGCAGAUGUGCACUUUGAUACCCACGAGGACGCUGUUGCGGCUAUGCUCAAGGACUGCUCCCAUGUCCAGCAUAGAUAUAUUGAGCUGUUCCUAAAUUCAUAUCCAAAAGGGAAAUAAGACUUCCAUGGACUUCAGAUGAUAAGGGUAAAGCGAGAAGCAUGUCAUUUGCACGUCAUCCUUGGACAUGGGAUAUUAAGUUCCAGUUUAUUGGCAGCAACUACUAGAGAAAGGAUUUGGAGAUUUUGGAUUUAUUGCUUAUAAGAAAAAUUCAUGGUGCAUUGUUUAAAAAGAUAGUUUGGAAUUAUGAAAUAGACUACAAGUUUAAACUUCUGUUGAAACUGUCCAGGAUCUGGUUAAGAAAAUAUGGUCUUUAUUUUACAUAAUUAAACAGGUUUUUUUCCCUUAGAGGAUUUGCUACCAGUUGUAAAGAUUAUAUAUGAGCACUAUACUGGAAAGUCUUUUUCCUCCCAUUUCAAAAGUAAUUGUUCAAGGUUUUGUUUUUGGCCUGUGAAUUGAGAGCUCUGAUAUAAAACUUCUCAUGUAAAAUAAUGAUUUAUUAUAGCCAAACACCAACACAAGAGAAGAUUUCAGAUCUUUAAACAAGUAUGGUCUGGCAAAACAGUUUUAGUUUUAGCCGUAUUUGAUUGCAUAAAUAGGGGUAGGAAUGUUACCAAACAAAAAACGAAAAAAAAAAAGCAAACCAGGUUAGUGAGUGCUAAUAACAACUUGGCAGUCUUCUGUUUUCAUAGUUUUGUCUUUCUAAGCCUUAUGCUGAAGGCAUUUAACAUGGGUGCCUGUGAAUUGUGGGAGAAGUCUAGUCUCAGAAGCUGUAUGAGUGACCUCCUUUUGGUUUGCGGGGAGCUGUAAGGGUGUUUAUUAGUCUAGGAAUUGUGUAAAGCGAUAUAUCAAGGCAGUCCAGCCUGGUAAAGACAAAAUGGCUUCACUUGAAUUUAAACCAGCUCUA
This is a messenger RNA of Perognathus longimembris pacificus (Pacific pocket mouse), 1804 nucleotides long. Its product is annotated as G-rich sequence factor 1-like. Lineage: Eukaryota; Metazoa; Chordata; Mammalia; Rodentia; Heteromyidae. Gene Ontology annotation, cellular component: ribonucleoprotein complex; nucleoplasm. Gene Ontology annotation, molecular function: RNA binding. Gene Ontology annotation, biological process: regulation of RNA splicing. The record is from RefSeq and is a predicted model, not a curated record.